Photinus pyralis (common eastern firefly) is the source of this 1168-nucleotide messenger RNA. RefSeq lists its product as uncharacterized. Gene Ontology annotation, biological process: biological process involved in interspecies interaction between organisms. The transcript is spliced from 4 exons. Bases 86 to 1018 code for a protein of 310 amino acids. The record is from RefSeq and is a predicted model, not a curated record. Gene Ontology annotation, cellular component: external side of plasma membrane. NCBI's taxonomy places the organism in Eukaryota, Metazoa, Arthropoda, Insecta, Coleoptera, Lampyridae. Gene Ontology annotation, molecular function: carbohydrate binding.
GUAUCCGGUGCUUUAGAACAAAAUUUCAAGCGCGUUUCGAGUCACGGCCAGUCAGUGUGCACCUUUGUUGGUAGAAGAUUUGAAGAUGCAUUUGCUAAGUGUGAUUUCCAGUAUUAUAGUUUUAGUAACAGUUUCUUUGUCCAAUGGACAGAAAAUAACCACUAUCCAACUAGAUGGGGUGCAAUAUUUUAUAAGUAGGAUGAAUCCAUACACAGCAGAAUUAAACUUUUUCUUGGCAUAUCAAUAUUGUCGAUCAUUAGGAUUACAAUUAGCGUCAUUCGAAGCGAAAGAAAAGGCGGAUUCGAUAACGGAAUUUUUGAAAAACGCCGGUUACGACAAAUAUGACUUUUGGAUUUCUGGAAAUACGUUGGGUACUGACAUGAUGUUGUGGAUGAGUACUGGAACGUCGUUUAAUGCAACUUUUAACUACAUGAGGAAACGUUCGAACGAAAUUCCCGCGAACUCAAGUGGAUAUGACAUUCCAAAUGGCAGCACUAGCCCGCAAAGAACUGCUCGGGAAAGUGGUAGCAACGGUUUACACAAUAGCUGUAUUGCGAUGAAAGCUCCACGGUUUGACUGGGACACGGAUGAUUGCUUGGUGAACAAAGACUUUAUCUGCGAGCAAACGCGUUGCUAUUACUACAACUAUGGACCAAUACCAGUUUCCUCUUCACAGGGAAAAACAUCCGCAACCUCAGUACCACAAAUAUCUUCAACAACCGAACAGGCCAAAUUUGUACCAAUGGGCAUAAAUGAAUUAAUCCAUAAGUUAAAAUCUAGCACUUUUGUUCCUGCACAUCCAGAUGACGUUAAUAUUAACACAGCCGUUCCUGUUCGUGAUGAAGAUGCUGAAGUUGAAAUGGCAACAAACGGACCAUACGACAAUUUCCAUUCCAAUAUUGAAAUGCAAGAUGAUCCAUCAGCCGUUGCCAGUCAUAAUCGUUACGAUGACAACGAUGCAUCUACGCUUCAACCUGACAUGGCCACAAUGUUUGCAGGACCUCAUUCUUCAUCGUAAAUACAUCGUCAUCUACGUUAGUUUUAUAUUUUACUGUAGGAAUAUUUCUGAAUCAUUUCAUUUCAUUACCCUCUAAUUGUCGUAUUAUUCACUGUAACUGUACUACUUAGGACUGAACCGUCCAGUAAUAAUAAAUUUAAGUACUACCAA